AUGGCCCAUCGGCCUGUGGACACGCCCUGGCCCUGUACCAACUUCUGCCCCCAAGGCCCCCUGGGGCUGAGGGAGGAGGAGUGUGCCCGUGGUUUUCCUGAGGGAAUCUCCGGUCGUUUCACAAUGCUCGACAGUCUGAUGGACCUUGUUCUCCUCAAUGGAGCAAAAGCCUUGGGUCUAGAGGCCUCCUGGACCAAGACCAAGAUCACCUCACUUUUCAUCGUUAUUGCGGGGGCAGCACCCGACGGAUACGGUAGUGGAGGAAGAGUCUCUGGCGGUGGAGGAUUCUCCAGUGGUGGAAGUGGAGGAUUCUCUGGAGGAGGAUUCUCCGGAGGAGGCGGUGGAUCUUUUGGAGGAGGAUUUUCCGGUAGUGGAGGAUUCUCUGGAGGUGGUGGAUUUUCCGGUGGAGGUGGCAGUGGAGGAUCUGGAUAUGGAGGAGGAGGAUGCAAUGCAGGAGAGGUUCUGCAUGUUGACGGCUCCUGUGUCGUUCCCAUAAUCUCACGCAACGUAUUUGUCUAUGACGCCCCCGAACAGCAAGAAGAAAGCGGUCCACCGCCAAGUAUUCCUCCACCAAGAAUCGACCACAACAUCCUAUUUGUCCGCGUUCCUGAGAAGGGAGCAGCGCCCGAGCCAAUCAUCGUUCCUCCACCAAGGCAACAGAGCGUGGUGUACGUCCUGAACAAGGACGAUGGAGGAGGAGGACAGCAAGUGAUCGAAGUGACAGCUCCUCCCCCGUCCAACCCUGAGGUUUACUUCGUCAACUAUGCUGAAGGAGACAACCCUCAACUGCCCAUUGGAGUUGAUCUCCGGACUGCUCUCCAAGCGGCUGCCAACGGCGGAGGACAAGUCAUCGGCGGAGGCGGAGGAGCAGGCGGAUGCGGAUUUGGCGGUGGUUCUGAGGCGGAUUUGGCGUGGUUCUGGAGGUGGAUUGGCGGUGGUUCUGGAGGUGGAUUUGGCGGUGGUUCUGGAGGCGGAUUUGGCGGUGGUUCCGGUGGUAACGGCCUUAGUGGUGGCUACAGUCCUCCAGCACCUUCAAAUGCAUAUUCUGCGCCAUAG
Molecule: messenger RNA, 1056 nt
Organism: Penaeus vannamei (Pacific white shrimp)
Lineage: Eukaryota; Metazoa; Arthropoda; Malacostraca; Decapoda; Penaeidae
Source: RefSeq, a predicted model, not a curated record